AGCGCGAGACUCAUUGGUUCUUCUAGUUGAAGAAGAGAAGGUUUCUUUUCCUUUUUUGGUGUGUGAUGGAUACAAUGUGGUCUACGCCAACCAUCUUGACUUACAAGAAGGGAUGGAAGACCUUAGUGGAAAACAGCUUGAGUGGAAGAGUCCACAAGAAAAUUAAGGUGGAAGGCAAGGAGCUGUCAUGUCCACCAUUGGACAUAUUUAGCCUUGAAGAUAUGCACAUACUUAAGAUGAGCCCAGAGAGGGAAAGUUGUCUUUCUUAUCGGAUGAACUUUGUUCCCAUGCAAAUCGGAGGUAUGAGAAAUUUGAGAGUCCUUCUCCUUGACACCAAUCACCUUGAAGAAGUUCCACCAGAAAUUGGUUCUUUGAGAUACCUCCAAAGACUCACCCUCAGUAAUAACUCCUUGAGAUUUCUUCCUACAGAACUGGCCAAGCUUCAAAACCUGCACAGUGUCCAUCUUGCCAACAACCAAUUUGUCACCUUUCCCAUCGUUCUAUGCCAACUUCUUAAUCUGAACUUUCUUGACCUGAGUGACAACGGAAUUGAGAUGAUCCCUCCAAGCAUCCAACAGCUGAGAAGACUCAACACCUUUCUUCUGAUGCUAAACUUCCUAACGUCUCUCCCCGAGGAAUUCUGCUCCUUGACAAAAUUGUCUUGUCUCUGGUUGGGAAACAACAAGCUGCAAGAACUUCCUAAGACAUUUGGGAACCUGGUCAUGCUGGACUGGGGACACGACUACUGCUCCUGUAACAUAGAGGGCAACCCUCUCCGUCAUCCUCCGGUGGAAGUGUGUAACAGAGGACCCAAGGAGAUCCAGGAAUAUCUUGAUUCAUGUAAAUAGUCACAUUUUCCAAAAUUGGAAGUUCUCGAGAGAUGGCAAAAACUAUCUGGCUGGUUUGAAUUUUGCCAAUUUUAGGUCCAUGUUUUUCGUAAUGUUUUCAAAAAAUAUGUUUGGAAUAUUGGUAGAUCAAGGAACUCAAGAUGAGGUAAACUGGCCGGUCAUGUGAUUUCUGUCAAUCUCGAGCCUGAACAUAAUAGAAAUACUGAAUGGCUCCAAAUAUUGUUUUACUUGUCUUUCAAUGUUAUGUAUAGUAACUAUUGCUAGUCUAGUCAGGAAUGGUUGGGUUAAGUAAGUGUAAUAACUGAUCAUGGCUUCUUCAGUCCUAUUAUAUCAUGGGAUUGGGUAUUGUGGGGACUAUACAAAAAGAAGGUUGCAGCAGCACUCUUGGCCAAAAAAUGGAGGCUCUUAGUACACUUUUUGAUCAAAAUGUGUCCCCCAUCAACCACGCGGUGGUGGCCACACCCUAGGGUCCCAUCUAAAGUGAGGCCACCUCCGCGUGGUAAAUGGGGGACAUGUUUUUAUCAAAAAGAGCCUUCAUUUUUUUCGACCUAGAGUGCUGCUACAAUCUUCUCUUUGUAUUUGCCACCGCAGCGUGCACCCGUGCAUUAGAUAGUUGCGCUGGCUAUUUUUCUGUGUUUUUUUAUUGUAGUACGGAGAUAGUAGAAUCAUAUUGUAUAAGCCACUGAAACAGAAUUUUUGAAAACUCUCUCACCUCUAGUGAUGAUAUUGUGGAAAUGUAUAAUACUUUAUCAUGUUUCCAAAAAUAUGUGCAUCAUAUAAGGUGAGAUGCACUACAACUAUGUAAGGACUAAACAGUACAGAACAGAUAACUAAUAUUAUUACUACUACUGAUAUUAUGUCUACAUUUGCCACUACUACUACUAUUAUUCCUACUUAUACCAGGGGUGAAUUUAGACCCUCUGCUGCCUGAGGCGAACUAUAGAAUGGUGCACUUUUAUAUAUACAUGGGUUAAACUAAAAACACACAUACGUGUGUUAUAUAUAAGUGAUAUACUGGACAAUAUACAGAAAAAAUAUAGAGGUAGAUACCAUCUGUACACAGGAUCUGUAUACCAUGUAAGUGUUUAUAUACAGGACCAUAUAGAGGUAGAUACCAGCUCUACAUAGGAUCUGUAUACCAUGUAAGUGAUUUUAUUCAGGACCAGAUAGAGGUCGAUACCAGCUGUACACAGGAUCUGUAUACCAUAUAAGUGAUUACAUACAGGACUAUAUAGAGGUAGAUACCAUCUGUACACAGGGUCUGUUUACCAUGUAAGGAAUUAUAUACAGGACCAUAUAGAGGUAGAUACCAGCUCUCCACAGGAUCUGUAUACCAUGUAAGUGAUUAUAUGCAGGACCAGAUGGAGGUACAUAUCAGCUGUACACAGGAUCGGUAUGCCCUUUUAAAGGUUAUACACAGGACCAGAUAGAGGUAGAUGCCAGCUGUACACAGGAUCUGUAUACCAUAUAAGUGAUUAAAGUUACAUUUAGGGACUCACAGGUGACGUCUUUUCUGUUCACACUUUCCUUUUCUUCUUCAUCUGGUUUACACCACCAUAUUUGACUUCUCCCAGUAAUUACUUGUUUCUUUAGCAUCUGCAGGACAAAUAUAUUAGACUCAAUCUCCCCAUUUUAAGGCCACCAAACCUUUAUAAUGCCCCCCUAUGGUGUCCCAUAUAGUAAAAGUAGGUAGGUUAAUAGGUCCCUCAAGAAGUUGGUAUAUCCACCACAAUAGGCAGGUAAUUCUCCCAUUAGGUAGGUAUGUCUAACAGUAGUUGGAUAGUUCACUUAUUAGGUAGUCCUGCCCAUAGGCAAGUAGGUAGCUAGUUUACCCUAAUAGAUAAAUACAUCCUUAGGUAGGUAGGUAGAUCCAGCCAUCCCACCAGUAGGUAGAUAGGUAGCCAUGUAGAUAGGAUGAUAGGCAGGUAGGUAGGUAUCUUGGUAAGUCAUCAGGUAGGUAAUAAGGUAGCUAGCUUGGUAGCCAGCUUUAUCAAUCACCAGGUAGGUAGCUAGGUAGAUAUUUAGGUCACCAGGUAGGUUGCUAGGUAUGUAGGUAGGUAACUAGGUAGUCUACAAGAAGGGUAGCCGGGUAGGUAGUUAAAUCGGUAGCCAGGUUUGACAUUGAGUAACCUGGUAGGCAGUCAGCUAGGUAACAAGAUAGUUGGGUAGCCAGCUAGGUAGGUAGGUAGCAAGGUAGAUCUCUAGGUAGGUUGCCAGGUAGUCAGCUAGGUAAGUAGCCUGGUAGGCAGCUAGCCUGGUAGGUAUGUAGUUAGGUAGCCAGCUAAGUUGGUAGCCAGGUAGGUAGGAGGCCAGCUAGCUAGCAAGGUAGAUAGGCAGCCAACUGGGUAGGCAGCUAUGUAGGUUGCCAGGUAGGCAGCUAGGUAGGUAUGUAGACAAGUAGUUUUGAGGUCACCAUCUAGGCAUCUAGGCAGAUAUGUAGGUCAUUCGCUAGGUAGGUUUAGAAGGUAGCCAGGUGGGUAGCUAUCCAGCCCCCCCCCCCCCCCCAUUUCCCACUUAGGUGGGUAUGUCAGCAGGGAAAGGAACCCUCCCCUUAGAAGCCGGAUUUGUCCACCCAUUGUGCCAGAAUGAAAUAAUAAGCAAACUCAUACUCAUCGGCAGUCCAAUGCAGUGAUCUCCUGUACAGCCAGGCUGUGUCCUUCCUCCUUCACAGUGCAGGCACCGAUGAGUGGCAUCAUUGCACCUGCACUGUGUCUGGGCCGACUUCCCACACUGAAAGCGACACUCGCUUGCCUGGGGAUCGGGGCAAAUGUCCUGGUUUCCAGCAUUCGAACCCCCUGAGAUCAGAGACUUAUAAGUUUUAUUCCCCGAAUAAUCCCCUUAACUGAUGUACAGUGACCAUACUGGCAAGCAAGCAUUGGUAUCAUAUCAUAACGUUCCAAUAAUGUCCUCCACAAUGCCCUCAAAAGUAAUGACUACAGUGCCCUCCAGAGCACAAGCCACAUGUCCCCUAAUGCUUAAGUGUACAUCUAAAGUUAGGCUUCUGCCUGAUCUUCACAUUGGGGUGCAGAGACGCAACCGUGAGUCAACCGUUAGAUGUCCGGUGAGUUCCGUGCAUGCGAGUCCUAAAAAUUAGCAAAUAGCUCGUGCACAGAACUUACUGGGUGACAUAUGGUUGCUUUGGCACAUGGUAGCCCUAAGAGAGCAAUUCUGCAGGUCAUGUUUGGAGGCAUUGGGGAAAAUAAAGAGGUAUUCCGCUGCUAGACAUCUUAUCCCCUAUCCAAAGGAUAGGGGAUAAGAUGUCUGUUCGCGGGGGUCCCGCUGCUAGGAC
Hyla sarda is the source of this 4137-nucleotide messenger RNA. Its product is annotated as leucine-rich repeat protein lrrA-like. Bases 66 to 848 code for a protein of 260 amino acids. The record is from RefSeq and is a predicted model, not a curated record. The transcript has a single exon. Gene Ontology annotation, molecular function: protein binding. Lineage: Eukaryota; Metazoa; Chordata; Amphibia; Anura; Hylidae.